GUAGAGACAAACAAAAAGACGGCCGCGUCACUGAUUCAAGCUAGCCCGCCAUGGACGACGCACCUGCAGCCAUCGUCAAGGCCAAGGGCGGCAGGGGGGCGUUCCUCGCCCACUUCUUCAUCGUGCUCCCCGUCGUCACCCUGUGCGUCGUCGUCUACGCCCCACGCUACUUCUCCGGUCCCCCACCGUACUACGGCGGCGGCGCCAACGACGUCGGCGGCAUCUCCGCGCCCAGGCCCAGCUCGAUGACCCGUACGUCGUCCUCGUCGUCAGCGCAUCUCGGCGGGUUGGGCUACGUCGCUGGCCGCCGCGAUGCAGACGAAGACGACCAGCAGCUGGGUGUGGGUGACGGCGGCGCGCUGCCGCAGCAGGUGGUUCUUGACAACCAGGUGGGCUCCCCGUGCUCGUCCCUGCCCAACCACACCAUCUGCUGCGACCGCUCCGACUACCACUCCGACGUCUGCUUCAUGGCCGGCGACGUGCGCACGGACGCCGCGUCCCUGGCCCUCCUGCUGUUCCCGCCGCGAGCAGCGUCGUCAGCGCCGGAGCCACCCGCCGCGGAGGAGCGGAUACGGCCCUACACGCGCAAGUGGGACGCCUACAUCACCAAGACCAUCCACGAGGUCACGCUCCGGGUGGCCCGGCCGGAGGAGGCCGCCGCCGCCGCGCACCGGUGCGACGUCCGGCACGACGCGCCGGUCCUCGUCGUCACGGCGGGCGGGUACAGCCACAACAUGUUCCACGUCUUCAACGAUGGAUUCCUGCCGCUGUGGCUGACGGCGCAGCACCUCCGCCGCCGCGCCGUGCUCGCGGUGCUCUCGUACAGCCCGCGCUGGGCCGGCACCUACGGCGAGAUACUCGCAGGCCUCUCGCGGUACCACGCCAUCGACCUGCUCAGGGACAAGAGGACGCACUGCUUCCCGGGCGCCGUCGUGGGCACCCGCUACCACGACUACCUCGCCGUCAACUCCACGCGGCUCCGGGACAACAAGACCAUCGCGGACUUCCACGACUUCCUCGCCGGCGUGUACAGCGACGACGACGUGCGCAACGACAAAGCUGCAGGCGGCAGCAGCAGCAGCAGGAGGCCGGAGAUGGCGUGGUACGAGCGGCGCCGGCCACGGCUCGGGAUCGUGUCGCGCAAGGGGAGGCGCGUGGUCGAGAACCAGGCGGCCGUGGCGCAGCUGGCGGCGUCGGUCGGGUUCGACGUGGACAUCAUGGAGACGGCCAACGGCGCGCCGCUCUCGGCCGUGUACGCGUCCGUGAGCUCGUACGAUGCGCUGGUGGGCGUGCACGGCGCCGACCUGACCACGUUCCUGUUCCUGCGCCCCGGCCGCGCGGCGCUGGCGCAGAUCGCGCCGCUCGGCAUCACCAUGCUCUCGCGCAACCUCUUCGGCGUGCCGGCGGCCAGGAUGGGGCUGCACUACGUGCAGUACGACGUGAGCGCGCGCGAGAGCUCGCUGAGCCGCAGGUAUCCGCUCGACCAUGUCGUCGUGGCCGACCCGGCGAGGGCAAGGCGGGAGCAGGGGAAGCAGGAGUGGGAGCUUGUGGAGCACGUGUACCUACGAGGGCAGAACGUCAGCCUGGACCUCGGCAGGUUCCGGGAGACACUGGCCAGGAUCCACUCCCGACUCAAGGAGCAACAACAAGGUCACGCUUCCAGGUCCAGUCCAGAUGCGUCACCGCAAAUAUAGGCUUGUUGCAUACUGCUAGGUAACGUAGACGUUUAUUUGGUGCUAUAAAUAUUGAUAUUUUACUUAUAAAAUUAGUGAUAUAAGGCAAUUCUAUAAGUUAGUUUAUUAAUUUAGAGUAGAGGAAGUAUUGUUUUACUUAAUGAUAACGUCAUGUUCACUUGCC
Zea mays is the source of this 1857-nucleotide messenger RNA. RefSeq names its product Glycosyltransferase family 61 protein. Lineage: Eukaryota; Viridiplantae; Streptophyta; Magnoliopsida; Poales; Poaceae. The transcript has a single exon. Gene Ontology annotation, molecular function: glycosyltransferase activity. The record is from RefSeq and is marked predicted. The coding region runs from base 51 to 1694 and encodes 547 amino acids.